Messenger RNA from Pogona vitticeps (central bearded dragon), 1550 nucleotides. It is a transcript of the gene NOP53, whose product is annotated as NOP53 ribosome biogenesis factor. NCBI's taxonomy places the organism in Eukaryota, Metazoa, Chordata, Lepidosauria, Squamata, Agamidae. Gene Ontology annotation, cellular component: nucleolus. Gene Ontology annotation, molecular function: 5S rRNA binding. The record is from RefSeq and is a predicted model, not a curated record. Gene Ontology annotation, biological process: ribosomal large subunit assembly; rRNA processing.
UUCCGCCCCUCUUCUCUUUCUCGUGGCCCAAGAUGGCGGCGCCGGCGUCGGGAGGUCCUGAGGGCACGUCUUCGUUCCUCGGCUUCGGCCCCAAUUCCCGCGACCCGGGCCGGCCCAAGUCGCGGCGUGUGGGCGGCCAAGGGGCCCGGAACCGCAAGAAAGGCUGGAAGCGGUGGCGGGGGCCCGAGGCCCAGCUCGGCCGGGACCUGGGAGACUGGCUGGAGGAGGCGUCGUCCGAGCUGCGGCAGUUGGGAGAACCAGUGUCAGAGAAACCAAAUGAAAGCCUCUUCUUUGUAGACGUCGGCAGCGAAGAGAAAGGCCAAAAACAGAAGCGUGCCAAAGAUAAACCCUUGAGGAUUGACUUAAUUCUACAGCCAGAUGCUAAAGUGCCUCCACCCAAAAAUGUCCUUGCGCAUCAGGUCCCCAAUGGUAAGAAGCUGAAGAGGAAACAGCAGUUAUGGCAGAAGCUGGGAGAGAGAGGGCUGCUGCCCCGCAAAGAGCGCCUCCUUCAGGAGAGAUUAAAGAGGACACCAGCAGUGAAUGCCAGCACCACAGAAACAGAUGCCGGCAUGAACCCCUCAAGGGGGUUUUAUGAUAUUUGGUCAGACUCAAAUCCACUCGAUCAAGCCUUAGUAGGGAAGGAUACCUGGUUCCUGGAACAGACCAAAAAACAGCCAGUAAAGCGUCCAGAGAGGCUGAAGAAGACGCCAUCCCAGCUGCCAGCCGUGGAAGUCAUCUCGCCAGGAGGGUCUUACAACCCUAGUUUCCAAUCCCACCAGUCACUGCUUCUCCAAGCCCAUGAAAUUGAGCUGAAGCGACAGAAGAUGGAGGAGAAAUUGGACCGCCAGCUGAAAUUUCCCACCGUAGAUGAAGCCCCCACUCAGGAGACUGUGUUCCAGGAGCAGUGUGAGGGGCUCUUGGAGGAGGAAGAGGAGGCUGAUGGGGAGCAGCAGCAGCAACAGCAGGAAAGCCUGUCGAAGCCCCAGGAAAGAGAAGAGCAGGCAGGCGCUGCCUCUCCCCCUCACGGUUCCCAGGCGGCGGCAGCAACAGCAGAAAAGAAGACAGAGCGGCAGAGGAAGAAGGAGAAGGAGGCCAAACGGCUGAGAGCCCGGGAACAGAGCGAGAAGGCGGCACGGCUGCGGCGGCAGGAGCUUUUCCAGCUGCGGUCGCUCCGACUGCAGGUGAAGCAGCGGGAGGCGGAACUGCAGCGCCGGAAAGAGGCCCGGGAGGCCAAGCGAUUGGCCGAAGCCGACAAGCCCAAGCGACUCGGCCGACUGAAGUAUGAGGAUCCUGACCUGGACGUGCAGCUGAGCUCCGAACUGGCCGAGUCCUUGAGGACGCUGAAGCCUGAAGGCAGCAUCUUGCGAGACCGCUUCAAGAGCUUACAGAAGCGUAACCUGAUAGAGCCAAGAGAACGCGCCAAAUUCAAGAGGAAAUACCGUCUGAAAUACGUUGAAAAACGUGCUUUCCGGGAGAUUACGUUAUAGAGCAUCCCAAGAACUCAUCCUGUCCCCUCAUGUUUCAUUAAAGCACCAUUGAUAACCCCAAGA